Messenger RNA from Haliaeetus leucocephalus (bald eagle), 4042 nucleotides. It is a transcript of the gene ATL2, whose product is annotated as atlastin GTPase 2. Gene Ontology annotation, molecular function: GTPase activity; GTP binding. NCBI's taxonomy places the organism in Eukaryota, Metazoa, Chordata, Aves, Accipitriformes, Accipitridae. Gene Ontology annotation, biological process: protein homooligomerization; endoplasmic reticulum organization. Bases 1 to 2178 code for a protein of 725 amino acids. The transcript has 16 exons. The record is from RefSeq and is a predicted model, not a curated record.
AUGGUGCCGCAGCCUGGGUGCUUCUCAGAGAAAAACAUUAAACUCUCCGAGGCAAGGACUGCCACUGUAAGCACAGCACCAAGUUUAAUGGACCCCAAUGUCAGGAAGACCCUUCUGUGCUACCUCAGUAGUAAAGGACCGAAACCCAAAAGCAGCAGCAGUGCCACAGCGAGCGAGACCUCCAGAGCGAGGAGCUGGCGUUACUGCCAGAAACACAGAGCGCUUGGGUCGCUUUCCCGGCUGUCCUGGUGGCCCAACAGAGGUGGAAAAGGAGAAGCGAGGGCCCGGCUGGACAGCGGUGCGGCACAGAUAGAGAUGGACGCCAUCACAGCGAGAGGGCCUCCCCCCGCCUCCCGCGCCGCCUGGGGCUUCGCCGAUCCCCUCAGGCGGAGGGGAGGCUCCCUCCCGGUGCAGGCGGGGGACUCCCGUCUCCUCUCCCCGGGGCCGCGGCCCCCAUCACCCCGGCACCGGGCGGGGAGGCGGGCGCGGGCCGAGAGCGACGGCGCAUGUAAGCAUUAUGAGGAAGAAGAGGAGGAGGAUGCCCUGCCAGACUCAGAUGCCCUGCCAGACUCAGAUGACGAGGUGGAUUUGGAUAAGCCGCGCCCCAUACAGAUUGUUCUUGCUCAUGAAGAUGACCAUAACUUUGAAUUAGAUGAAGAAGCAUUGGAGAAAAUCUUGCUUCAGGAACACAUCAAAGAUCUUAACAUAGUAGUUGUGUCUGUAGCAGGAGCUUUCCGCAAAGGAAAAUCUUUUCUGCUGGACUUCAUGCUUAGAUACAUGUAUAACAGGACUUCUCCUUGCUGGAUAGGUGGAAACACUGAGCCUUUGACUGGGUUUACAUGGAGAGGUGGAUGUGAACGGGAAACUACUGGCAUUCAGAUUUGGAGUGAAGUGUUUGUAAUUGAUAAACCCAAUGGAACAAAGGUUGCUGUACUACUCAUGGAUACCCAAGGUGCCUUUGAUAGCCAAUCCACUAUCAAAGACUGUGCAACGGUUUUUGCUCUGAGCACCAUGACGAGUUCUGUCCAGGUAUACAACUUGUCCCAGAAUAUUCAGGAAGAUGACCUUCAACAUUUGCAGUUGUUUACAGAAUAUGGAAGACUAGCUAUGGAAGAAAUAUACCAAAAGCCGUUUCAGACACUCAUGUUCUUAAUUAGAGAUUGGAGUUAUCCUUAUGAACAUGCAUAUGGCUUGGAAGGAGGAAAAAAGUUCCUAGAGAAAAGAUUGCAGGUAAAGCAAAACCAACAUGAAGAGCUACAGAAUGUAAGGAAGCAUAUUCACUCCUGUUUCAGUAAUCUUGGCUGUUUCCUGUUGCCCCACCCUGGUCUUAAAGUUGCAACAAAUCCAAAUUUUGAUGGGAGGUUGAAUGAUAUAGAUGAGGAUUUUAAGAAAGAACUGCGGAAUUUGGUACCAUUACUGCUUGCCCCUGAAAACUUGGUAGAAAAAGAGAUUAGUGGAUCCAAGGUGACCUGUAGAGAUCUUGUAGAAUACUUCAAGGCUUAUAUUAAAAUCUAUCAAGGAGAGGAGCUACCUCAUCCAAAGUCUAUGCUGCAGGCAACAGCUGAGGCGAACAAUCUGGCUGCUGUGGCAGGAGCAAAAGACUUGUACAGUAAAGGCAUGGAGCAGGUUUGUGGGGGAGAUAAGCCUUACAUUGCCCCGUCGGACCUUGAGCGGAAGCACCAGGAUUUCAGAGAGUCAGCUGUCAGGCAGUUCCGCUCAGUGAAGAAGAUGGGAGGGGAGGAGUUCUGUCGGCGCUACCAGGAACAGCUUGAAGUGGAAAUCGAUGAGAUCUAUGCAAACUUUGUGAAGCACAACGAUGGCAAAAACAUCUUUUAUGCUGCUCGUACCCCUGCCACUCUAUUUGCAGUCAUGUUUGCCAUGUAUAUAACCUCAGGACUGACUGGGUUCCUUGGUAUGAACUCCAUAGCUACCCUGUGUAAUCUCGUGCUGGGGAUGGCUCUUAUAUCGUUUUGUACUUGGGCAUACGUUAAGUACUCUGGGGAAUUCAGAGAAGUUGGAACAGCCAUUGAUCAGAUUGCUGAAGCUAUAUGGGAACAGGUGUUGAAGCCCAUGAGUGAUAAUUUGAUGGAGGAUCAUAUGAGGCAGUCUGUAAAAAACUCUAUCAAAGCAGGCCUGACCGAGCAGGUGUCUCACCAUGCCAGACUAAAGACAGACUGACAGUUCUUCUCCUCUUCAACUCUGCCCUCUCAUCCUAGACAUGCUUGCUGUACCAUGAGAACUCAAUAAUAAAAAAAAAUAAAUAUAAAAAUAAACCAAAGUUUACAAUCAACUGUAGAAGUAGUUUAGUGUGACUGGCUUCACAGAUUGCUGCCAUCACCUGGGAAGAGUAGGUUUGUCAGUGCUCUGCUUCUAAGACAAACUGGUGCCAUGGAGACGGCUGGGGGUGGGAGGGCGGGUGUCUGUUUUACGUAUAGUCCUGGUGAACAGUGUAUGUGUGCAUUUGGGGGUGGGGGGGUUGGGAUCUUCCCCCCAGUGUUUGAGUUGAUGCAGUCUCUGGCUUACAGUGGGAAUCUGUCCUCUGCAGGAGGUAAUUUCAGGGAAGUACAAUGAUCAGACCCACAUAAGGUGUGCUCUCACCAAAUGUACCCACCUCCACACCAUCCCCAUGCCACCUGUAAGGAGUGUUUCUGUGGCUGGAGUGUAUCAAGUCGGUGAAGCCAUUAGAGCCACUACAUUAUAAUAUGUAUCUUGCUUUAUUGCCUUUUAUACCAGUGUUACACAAAUGCAUGUAUUGGUUCCGCACGCCGCCGAUGGCAGAACUGACUUGUAGGGGAGGCAGUGGGUCAGAGCAUAUGGUGUCUUGCCUUGAACUUGCAGACCUGGUCCCGAGGGAGGUGCAUAUCAGAACUGAGCUGUCUUUUUCUGCAGUUUAGCCUUCAUGUAUAUAAUAUUGCCAUUAAUUCUACUGGGGGAGAAAUUCCAUCCAAAAAUGUUGCCUACAGCUACCAAGCAACGAGUUAGGAUUGUCUGUACAGUGUGUUUAGUUUUUAUUUUUUAAGAAAUCACAGAUAGGGCAUGUAUAUGAAAUAUAAAUAUAUAAAUACAAUUUUGUAUCAAAGUUUUGUAGUUUAUGGCAAAACCUGGUUCUGUGGUAGCUAAGUGCAGUCCCUGUAAAGGAAUGUUUGUGGCUCAUGUAAAUGUGUGAAUGCAUCAAUAAUUUGAAGUUUUUUGAUAUAUUUGUGAUAUUUACCUGCCUUGAGCACUGCAAUCUCUCACCCCCUUGGGAAAAUCAGUGGGAAUGUUUGUUGUGAAACUCGUCUUCUGUUGCAUUUUAAAGUUAUUUCCUGUAAUUUAUUUUCAGUACAUGAUUAAAAUCAGUUGUGUAUAUAUGAAAUGAAAUUCGUGCUUAUUUUUAGAAGAUCUUCGAGUAUGUAUUCUACUACAUAAACUAUGUCAAAUACUUAUCCUGACAAUUAUAUGAACAAAUUGUCUAUUGUACUUCAUAGCUUUCUGUUGAAGCUGAUGUUCCUCUCAUGCUUGUCUCUGAAAGAUGACAUCUGUCUAGCUCAUAUCCCCUCCCUGUAUAUGAAAACUCUGGUAUUCUAAAGCACGCUUCUUGACUUGUGGAGUUGCUUGUCAGCUUCUGCCCUCCAACAACUGUAUCAUUCUGAAAUCUUGGUACCAGCUCUGUUUUCACUCUUGACUAAAUCAGUAUCAACUAAGGCAUUUUCAGAUGUGUGGAGUGUAAAGGCAGCUAAAUAAUUAACUGCUGUAGUUUCAGCUGGAAAUGACUGUGUGCAAUAGCUGGGUUUUUUUUCAUUCCUAAAUGGUAACAAUUUCCAUCAACAUUUGAGCUUCAUCAGUCUCCCCUCUCUUCGAGUGAGGGAAAUCACCUGUCUAGGACUAAAGCAAUUGCACUGUGACUUUUGUACCAUAAAGAACUGCCGGGGAGUGGUGGUUACCUGCCCUCUGGAGAGGAGGGCUCAGCUCCAGGUGAAUGAUGCUGAAGAUGAGGUAGGAAUGUUGCAUUUUAUGAUAUCUUCUCUCAAACUGUACAGAUUAAAUACUGUUAUUUAAACAA